Molecule: messenger RNA, 3386 nt
Organism: Tupaia belangeri chinensis (Chinese tree shrew)
Lineage: Eukaryota; Metazoa; Chordata; Mammalia; Scandentia; Tupaiidae
Gene: BBS7
Product: Bardet-Biedl syndrome 7
Exons: 20
Coding region: 173-2323 (716 amino acids)
Biological process (GO): non-motile cilium assembly; intracellular transport; intracellular protein localization
Cellular component (GO): BBSome; membrane; neuron projection
Molecular function (GO): protein binding
Source: RefSeq, a predicted model, not a curated record
UGCCCUGACGCCCCGCCUGUGCAUCCCUUGCCCCGGCCGGGGCGGCUUAGCUGGGGUUGUGGGUAGGAGCGGACCCGGGCGUCCUGCCUGGCGGAGCGCGAGGCCGGAGGGCCUGCAGUUUCUGACCUUCCUGUUUCUGCCCUGCGCUGCCCGGCGCGUCCGUGCUGCCGUCAUGGAACUGGUUUUAAACCGAACGGAUUACUUACAGGUGGGAGUGACCUCUCAGAAGACUAUGAAGCUCCUUCCUGCAUCAAAACAUAGAGCUACUCAAAAGGUGGUUGUUGGAGAUCAUGAUGGGGUAGUUACGUGCUUUGGCAUGAAGAAAGGAGAAGCAGUGGCAGUGUUCAAGACUUUACCAGGCCAGAAGAUCUCAAGGCUGGAAUUAGGAGGGGUUCUUAACACACCUCAGGAGAAAAUUUUUACUGCUGCAGGAUCUGAAGUUAGAGGUUUUACCAAGAGAGGAAAACAGUUCCUCUCUUUUGAAACAAACCUCACUGAAAGCAUUAAAGCUAUGCACAUUUCUGGCUCAGACCUCUUUCUCAGUGCAAGUUACAUCUAUAACCAUUAUUGUGACUGCAAAGACCAACACUACUACCUUUCUGGGGACAAGAUCAAUGAUGUCAUCUGCCUUCCAGUGGAAAGAGUACCACGCAUCACACCCGUGCUGGCUUGCCAGGACAGAGUGCUCAGAGUGUUACAGGGAUCUGAUGUAAUGUAUGAAAUUGAAGUUCCUGGCCCACCUACUGUCCUAGCUCUACACAGUGGAAAUGGAGGUGACUCUGGAGAAGACCUUGUGUUUGGAACAUCAGAUGGAAAACUUGGACUUAUUCAGAUCACCACAUCCAAACCAAUACACAAGUGGGAAAUUCGAAAUGAGAAAAAAAGAGGGGGUAUUUUGUGCAUCGACAGCUAUGACAUUGUGGGUGAUGGGGUCAAAGAUAUGCUUGUUGGAAGAGAUGACGGAAUGGUGGAAGUAUAUAGUUUUGAUAAUACAAAUGAGCCUGUUCUACAAUUUGAUCAAAUGUUGUCUGAAAGUGUCACAUCUGUCCAGGGCGGUUGUGUAGGAAAAGAUGGCUAUGAUGAAAUUGUGGUGUCUACAUAUUCAGGUUGGGUUACGGGUCUGACCACGGAGCCCAUCCAUAAGGAAAGUGGGCCAGGAGAAGAACUAAAAAUUAACCAGGAGAUGCAGAAUAAAAUUUCUACUUUACGGAGUGAGUUGGAACAUCUGCAGUAUAAGGUCCUGCAGGAAAGAGAGAACUAUCAGCAGUCCUCACAGUCGAGCAAAGCCAAAUCAGCAGUACCCUCAUUUAGCAUAAACGACAAAUUUACACUAAGUAAAGAUGAUGCGAGCUACAGCCUUAUCUUAGAGGUGCAAACUGCAAUAGAUAAUGUCUUAAUACAGGUGAGCAAAGUCCCAGUAGAUUUACUUGAUGUGGAUAAAAAUUCUGCUGUUGUUAGCUUUAGCAGCUGUGAUUCUGAGUCAAAUGACAACUUUCUUCUUGCCACAUAUCGGUGCCAAGCAAAUACCACAAGACUGGAACUCAAGAUUCGCUCAAUUGAAGGCCAGUAUGGCACACUUCAAGCCUAUGUGACUCCAAGAAUUCAACCCAAAACCUGUCAGGUCCGCCAGUACCACAUCAAACCGCUUUCACUUCAUCAAAGAACUCACUUCAUUGAUCAUGACAGACCCAUGAAUACACUGACUCUAACAGGUCAGUUCAGUUUUGCUGAAGUUCACUCCUGGGUGGUCUUUUGCCUGCCUGAAGUUCCUGAAAAACCUCCAGCAGAGGAAUGUGUGACAUUUUACUUUCAGAACACCUUCCUGGAUACACAGCUUGAAAGUAUCUACAGAAAAGGAGAAGGAAUUUUUAAAUCUGACAACAUUUCCACUAUAUCCAUCCUAAAAGAUGUGCUUUCUAAAGAAGCUACAAAAAAGAAAAUUAACCUCAAUAUAUCAUAUGAGAUAAAUGAAGUAUCCGUCAAACACACUUUAAAGCUGAUUCAUCCAAAGCUGGAAUACCAGUUGCUUUUGGCUAAGAAAGUGCAGUUAAUUGAUGCUUUAAAAGAAUUACAGGUUCAUGAAGGAAAUACAGACUUUCUGAUACCAGAAUAUCGCUGUAUUCUAGAAGAGGCAGAUCACCUACAAGAAGAAUACAAAAAGCAACCUGCACAUCUCGAAAGACUCUACGGAAUGAUCACUGAUCUUUUCAUAGAUAAGUUUAAGUUCAAAGGCACCAACGUGAAAACCAAAGUCCCUCUUCUGUUGGAGAUUCUGGACAGUUAUGACCAAAAUGCAUUGCUUGCGUUCUUUGAGGCAGCAUGAAGUAGUAGCAAGGUAAAGUCCCAAAGAAGUCUAUUUAAAUGAAAAACUUUAAAACAGAAUUACAAAGUGAUUUUACCUACGUUUAUUUCAAAUGCCUUUUAAUAUCUAAAACUGAGAUAUGAUGGCUAUUUUAGUAAUGCUCUUAUUAAUAUUUCUUUUGACAAAUGAAACAUGAAAAAAAAAGAUUUUUUAAUUUUUAAAAUACACGCAUAAUGACUAGAAGAAAUCUUAAUGAAUUUUAGGCUAGUGGAUAUUUUAUCUUUUGAACCAAGAAAUUGUAUUUGGAAAGUAAAAAUAUAUUUUAAAAAUAUGUGCAGAUAUUUUAUAAGGUGUACACACAUGUAAAUAUGUCAGCUGCUCUUUACAGGUUUCAAAAUGUAUUUUCAUCUCUUCCCUUACCUGUUCUUCACAAUUGUUCUGUAAGUUUGUCAGACCAUAUAAGAAAACUGAUUCUUGGUGAGGUUACAUGAUUAAGAGGUCAUGCCAGUGUUUUAUAAGCCUGGAUCAGAACUCAAGUUUGGUACCUGGUUACUAUAUAUAUAUCACUAACCAGCAAGAAUAACCUACUCAUUGUUUGUAGGAGUUGGGAUUGACUUACAACUGAGUUCUCUCUUACUUGGUAACACUUUACCACCUGCCUGGAUGCUUGACUUGGCUCAGUGCUUUAAAUUGUGGCCAAAGAGAUAAGCAGAGCUUAUACAGACUGGGGGGAUCUUGUGCUGUGACCAGCCCAGCUACACAAGUAUACUACGGGGGGAGAGAACAGAAAUAGGGAUGCUUCCUAGAUUUUCCUGCACUAGUACCCAUUAAUUUUUUUUUGGGGGGGUAUAUAAAGGAAAGUAUGACUUUAAGCCACAGAAGUUUUAGUCAUUAAUCUUAAUGUUUAUUCAUUUCAGGAGAAUAUUAUAAUUAAAGUUUUAAAAUGGUAUACUGAUAAUGGAAAAUGAGAUUUUCUUUAUGCUUUUAAGAAAGGCAGUAUUUGGGAUCAGCCGAUGAUGGCAUAAUGGUUACGUUCUGGACUCUCACAUAACUGACCACCAUUGGAGUCCCAGACCUGGUGGCU